AUGCCCAGCGUCACUACCGCCUCCUUCUACUUACUCUUAGUCCUUGCCAUAUCAAUUCAAUAUUUUCUACCUUCUCCUGAAACAAACAUGACAUCCGUCAGCAGCCCAUGGGCCGAUACUCCAUGUGAACUCAUCACUACACCACAGCAUGCGACAGGAAAAACCGACAUUUUCACCGUCGGCGCCACACACAUGGCACACAUCCACAACGCCAUCCUCCGCGGCUACAACUCCAUCUACCUCCAAGCACCCCUCGUCAAAGACACCGACAAAGCUGCAUUCGUAGGCUACGCACUGACAUGGUUCCGCUUCGUAAAAUCGCACCACGACGACGAGGAAACCGAGUUAUUCCCCGCUGUCGAACAAGUCUUAAACGACAAGAACAUAUGGGGAGAAACGCACAAAGAGCACGAAUCCUUCUUAGAAGGCCUAUCCGCAUACUCCUCCUACCUCUCCACCCUACCCUCCCCCACCGCUCUAAACGGCACACACCUCCAAUCCCUCAUGUCCUCCUUCCAACCAGCCUUCUCCCACCAUUUCCACAGCGAAAUCAGCACCAUCGCUUCUUUCUCCUCGCACCCGUCUGCCCCCGCGCCCAACACCCCCGAAGCAGACGCCGCAGCCGCUGUAUUCAAGACUUGGGGCAAGAAGACGGUGAUGAAGGCGGGGACGCUGGAUGUUGUUCCUUUUUUCUUGAUGAACCUAGAUGCAGAGUAUGAGGGGGGUAAGUGGGCGGAUUGGCCGCCCAUGCCGAGGUUGGUUAGGUGGGGGUUGGUGAAUGGGGCCGGUAGUGUGAAUUGGGCGUGGUGGAAGUUUGCGAGUUGUGAUGGUGGGGGUAGGCCGAGGGCAUUGUGGGCGUUGCAGCAGGAGGGAGGGGGGAAGGAGUAG
Molecule: messenger RNA, 888 nt
Organism: Bipolaris victoriae FI3
Lineage: Eukaryota; Fungi; Ascomycota; Dothideomycetes; Pleosporales; Pleosporaceae
Exons: 3
Coding region: 1-888 (295 amino acids)
Source: RefSeq, a predicted model, not a curated record